Molecule: messenger RNA, 1191 nt
Organism: Moneuplotes crassus
Lineage: Eukaryota; Ciliophora; Spirotrichea; Euplotida; Euplotidae
Source: the annotation of a GenBank genome assembly
AUGGAGAGCAGAAGGAACUGGCUUACAACGAUGAAUGAUGAAGAACUGAAGGUUAAAGCUCAACGGAAUCAAGAAAAUCUGAGGAAGCUUAAAAGACGUCAGAUGUUUAGUCUUAAGAGGGGCUUAGCUGAGCCUGAUGAGGAAGAAAUUAUGGGGAAAGUUGAGUUUCUUAAAAAGAUCCUAUUCAAGAAAUACCAGCAAAAGUUGAUUAAUUAAUGAAGAGUUUUUAUCUCAAAUCAAUCAGAAGCUGAUGAUUCAGGAAGAAAAUAGAGUCAAUAAACAAGUCGUCAAAUAUUUGAUAGAGAAAAAGGAUAUUUUUCAGAUUCUUAAUAAAAUAUGAGAGAAUGUUUCAACUUUACAGGAAGAGAGGACACUUACUUCUGUGUUUGAGUGACUUGAAAUCAUAAGUAUGGCGACUACUGGAGUAAAAACAAGGUACAUUACUGAAUUCACUGAAAAAUCAGACAAAGUAAUGGAGCUUAUGCUUCAAAUCCUUGCAGCAGAAGACUUUUACCCUCAACUCUGACUACAAGUACUUGUUGUUAUUGGAAAUUUUAUGCUUGAGUCUAGAGACAUGUAUAAGGCUAUCACUACCAAGGAAAUCCUAGUCAACGAAAUCGAGUACACAUUCUUAUCAAUAAUUGAAGACUUUAUGAUAAAUUCUGUUUCAAAUUAUUACAGCAAAGACUAUUCCAAUGAAAAUAAUGACUUAAACAAUUUUCUAGAAACUUUGGUUUGGCUACUCGAGAUCAUACUAAAAUCUAUUCCUGAUGAAGAUUGUGAGAUACACAAAGAGACCUUAUACAAAUCUUGACUCGCUACGUUCGCUCUGUUAUUUGACUUUACUAAGACCGAGAUGAUUAACGACACAUCCCAAUAUAAAAUGUUGUAUAUUGAAGAUUCACUUUGCAAAGACUCGAUACUUGAGUUGCUUUGAAUUUUGAUCAAAAAGCCUUUUGGCAUAGAUCCAAAUAUACACCCUUCAAGAUGCUCAACCCCACAUGAAAAGCUUUUACAAAGAGUUGUAUUUUCCCCGUUUGAAUCAUUGAGAGGGUAUUUAGGUGAAAUGAAUGAGGCACCAGCCAAAGUUUAUCCAGGAGCACUAGCUUUCUUAAGUGAUUGAUUCUUGUACACCAAAUAUCUCUAUGAUGAACUUUUUAGUCAGGAAGAAGGCAAGAAAAUAUGUUAAUC